Lepus europaeus (European hare) is the source of this 1452-nucleotide messenger RNA. It is a transcript of the gene OC90, whose product is annotated as otoconin 90. The record is from RefSeq and is a predicted model, not a curated record. The transcript has 13 exons. Gene Ontology annotation, biological process: lipid catabolic process; phospholipid metabolic process; arachidonate secretion. Lineage: Eukaryota; Metazoa; Chordata; Mammalia; Lagomorpha; Leporidae. Gene Ontology annotation, cellular component: extracellular matrix. The coding region runs from base 1 to 1452 and encodes 483 amino acids. Gene Ontology annotation, molecular function: phospholipid binding; calcium ion binding.
AUGAUCGCGUUUCUCCUCCUGAGUGUGCUGCUGGUGCCCCCUGCCGGGGGCCAUGUUCUGGAUACACCACAUCUCCCUCAGGAGCUGCCUCCAGGACUCACAAAAACUAUCAAUACCACGUUCUUCAAUGGGGUGUUUAAAAACGUGGAAGGUGUGGCUGAAGUUUUUGACUGCCUGGGAUCCCACUUCACCUGGCUUCAGGCUGUCUUCACCAACUUCCCUGCACUGCUGCAAUUCGUGAACGGCAUGAAGUGUGUGGCUGGUCUCUGCCCCCGGGAUUUCGAAGACUAUGGCUGCGCCUGUAGAUUUGAAAUGGAAGGGCUACCCCUUGAUGAGCCUGACAGCUGCUGCUUCCAGCACCGCAGGUGCUACGAGGAGGCGGCUGAGAUGGACUGUCUGCAAGACCCUGGCAAGCUCGGUGCAGAUGUGGACUGCAUCGGCAAGAAGAUCAUGUGUGAGUCCAAGGACACUUGUGAACACCUGCUGUGUACUUGUGACAAGACUGCCAUAGAGUGCUUGGCUCAGUCUGGCAUCAACUCUUCCAUGAACUUUCUAGAUGCCUCCUUUUGCCUGGCUCAGACUGUGGAGACAACCAGCAGGAAGGAGCUGCUGACACUUCUGCCCAAAGUGUUUCCUGUGGAGCCUACAGAUACCAGCCUGACAGCCCUCUCAGGGGAAGACCAAGAUGGAGAAGACACAGGGGCGGCGAGGGCUACCCCUCCUCCAGAAUCUGCAGAGAUUGUUUCCACAGUGAAAGGCAUAUCUCUUGUUUCGGCUGGUGUUAAAUCUUUGGGGUUGGCGAUGUCAUCGGUAGAAAAUAGUCCAGAGGAGACAACUGGAAAAGCCUGUGACAGACUCACCUUCCUGCACCUGGAAAGUGGGCACAACACACAGGUGAUGCCACAGCUGGGAGAGAUGCUCUUUUGCCUGACAUCCCGGUGCCCGGAGGAAUUCGAAUUUUAUGGCUGCUAUUGUGGACAAGAAGGAAGAGGCGAGCCCAAGGAUGCCCUGGACAGGUGCUGUUUGUCCCACCACUGCUGCCUGGAGCAGAUGAGAAGGCUGGGCUGCCUGCCCGAGAGGCUUCCCCGCUCAGCGGUCGUGUGCGAGGAUCACACCCCCAAGUGUGCUGGGCAUAGCCUGUGCCAGAAGCUGCUGUGUGCCUGUGACCAGGUGGCUGCGGAGUGCAUGGCCUCUGCGUCUUUUAACCAAAGCCUCAAGUCACCAGGCAGGCAAGAAUGCCAGGGCCUGCGGGUGUCCUGUGAAGAUGGCAUGCAAGGAGGGCCCGCGGCCUCUUCCCUAGGCUCCAGCUCCGAGGAGAACAGCGAGGAGGCCACGUCCCACAAGGAGGGUCAGAGAAGAACCAGAAGGUUUCUGGGCAAGUCGCUUGGUUCCCUGGGGACCAGGCCACUCCAUGGAAGAGAGAUUCCAGAGCAUGACAAGCACACCCUGUAG